CACACAAACGGCUCGCCGGAGAAGUGGGGCAGUCCUGGACUUUGUGUGUUUUUUCGGAAGCGGAUUAUCCUUCUAACUCUACACAACCGUCCCGUCUGAAGAAGACUUGUGAUCGACAGAGAAAGGAAGAUGCCGCUUCUCCACAAAAAGCCGUUUGUCAGACAGAAACCUCCGUUGGACCUGAAACCAGAUGAAGAGGUUUUCCUCUGUAAAGUCACACACGAAAUCUUCAGGACUUACGACGAGUUCUUUGAGAGGACCAUCCUGUGCAACAGCCUGGUGUGGAGCUGCGCAGUGACGGGUAGGCCAGGUCUGACCUAUCAGGAGGCGGUGGAGAGCGAGAGGCGGGCCCAGCAGAGUCUCCAGAGCUUUCCAUCCUCGUUGGUGCUCCCCCUGCUGCACUUGGCCUCCCUCACCCACCGCACCCGCCUACACGAGCUCUGCGAUGACGUCUACUCCUACGUGCGAGAGCGCUUCUUCAUCGGGGAGACGGUGGACGUAACUGCACGCUCUGGAGUCAGGCAGCUGUGUCGGAUCCUUGAGGUACAGUCUCCGCAGUCCAAUGGCACGGUCAACGGCCACGUGAAGCACCACAUGGAUGGGGAAGCCAUUGUCAUCAGUGACAGUGACGAUGAAGGCAGCUCCAAAGCCGCCAAGUCCCCCAAGCCUUCACUCAAUGGGAAGAAGAAAGCCAGUGUGAGCCCAUCUGCAUUCAAGUACAAAGUUGUGCCCCUCAAAGCAGAAGACUGUGAGCCCAUGAUCGUCAAAGCCUCUCAGAUCAAUCGCAAGAAGAACGUGUUCUCACGGGAGAGGCUGAAGCUGCUUCUGAAACAGCACUGUGAACCCCAGUAUGGAGCCAUCCGACUCAAGGCUGCGACAAUAGCCAAGUACAAGCUGUCGGAACACAGUUUCUCCCAGUUCUUCCCUGACGAGCCGCCCGUCUUCCCCUUAAGUCCGGCUGGAAAGGCACGGAGCCGCCCACCCAACAGCUCUUCACCUGGUGGAGGCACUUUUAGCACGGAUGGGGAGAGCGUAAUGCGUGCCGCUGAGGAGAAGCUGAGACUGAUGCAGCAGAAGGAGGAGAUGAUGACCCUGGCUCUGGAGAAGACCAGGCUGAAGAAGGAGAAGGAGGAUGCCUUGGAGGCCAAGAAGAAGGAGAAGGAGGAUGCCUUGGAGGCCAGGAAGAAGGAGAAGGAGGACAAGGAGAGGAAGCGCGAGGAACUGAGGAAGCUAGUGGAGGAGGAGAAGCAGAAGAGGAAAGAGGAGAAGGAGAGGAUGAAGGUGGAGAAAGAGAAGGAGAGGGAGAAGCUGAGGGAGGAGAAGAAGAAGUACGCAGAGCGGCUGAAGCAGUGGAGCAAACCCAGAGAGGACAUGGAGUGUGAGGACCUCAAGGACCUUCCCCUGCCCCUGCCUGUGAAGACGCGGCUCCCCCCAGAGCUGUUUGGGGAUGCCCUCAUGGUGCUGGAGUUCCUGCAGGCCUUUGGGGAGCUCUUCGAUCUCAAAGACGAGUUCCCAGAGGGUAUCACUCUAGAGGUCCUGGAGGAGGCGCUGAUGGGCUGUGACCCAGAAGGCCCACUAUGUGAACUACUGUUCUUUUUCCUGUCGGCCAUCUUCCAGGCUCUGGCCGAAGAGCAGGAGGAGGUGGCCCGGGACCAGGUCGCUGAGGCUGACUCCAAAGACCUUAGCGAGGCCCUGGAUGAAGAUGCUGACCCCACGCAGUCAGCCAUCAGUGCAGUGGCCUCUCUGGCGGCUGCCUGGCCUCAGCUCUACCAAGGCUGUAGCCUGAAGCAGCUGGACCUAGAUAGCUGCACCCUGUCUGAAAUCCUGCGCCUCCACAUACUGGCCUCUGGUGCCGACUGCAACUCCACCAAUGCCAAGUUCCGCUACCAGAAGCAGGGUGGCUUCGGUGCCACAGACGAUGCCUGCGUGGAGCUGCGGCUGACCAAUCCCGGCCUGCUGAAGAGGCUGUCCUGCACUGCUGUCUAUGACCUGCUGCCCGGAGAGAAGCUGAAGAUCCUCCACACCCUGUGCGGGAAGCUGCUGACACUGGUGUCCACACGGGACUUCAUUGAGGACUGCGCCGAUGAGCAGAGGCAGGCCAAGCAGGAGUUGCGUGAGCUGAAGGCUGAGCAGCACCGCAGAGAGAGAGAAGAGGCAGCCAACAGGGUCCGUAAAAGGAAGGAGGAGAAGCUAAAAGAACAGGAGCUGAAAAUGAAAGAGAAGCAUGAGAAGCUCAAAGAGGAAGAGGAGAGGAACAGCAGUCACGAAGCAGGGGCAGGUCGAGAGGAGAUGGACACAAGUACAGAGAGCCAGGAGGGAUACAGGGAGCUUCACAUGGAAGACAAGGAUGAGAAGACACCCCAAAGCAAGACCAAGAAGACGGUAGGGAAGAGCAGCAUUGAGAAGGAGAAACCGGCCGAGGCACGGGAGCCGGUGGUGAGUGCAGAGGAACAGCUGCAGAAGGAGAAGGAGCUGCAGGAGCGCAUCCAGAAGGCAGCCGCCUGCACGUACAUCCUGCCGCUGGGCCGCGACCGCCUGUACCGUCGCUACUGGCUCUUCCCCUCUGCCCCCGCUCUCUUUGUGGAGGAGGACUACUCUGGCCUCACUGAGGACAUGCUGCUACCCCAGCCUCCCUGCGAACACCAGGCCGUGGCCACACCCGAACGCUCUCCCCAGGCUGAAGAUAUCACCCCGGAGCUGGCCCCUGUCCACAGUUCUGCCCCUCCCGUCAACCGUCCCAACUCUUGGGCCUUCUACAGCACCCCCCAGGAGCUGGAGAGGCUGAUAGAGGCCCUGAACCCUCGGGGGUACCGCGAGAGCACCCUCAAGGAGGCGCUGGUGCAGGAGAAAGAGCGCAUUGUUCAUGUUCUCAGCAACUGCCCCACACAUCGCUUCCAUCACUCAGGUAAUAAGUCUGAGAGCGAGGGAAAAGCAGGCCCUGUGAAGCUGAGGAGCAGCCCUCCAGUACCAGAGGGGUCCCCCUCUGCCGAGCGCCACAUGGAGAACCGCUUGAGAGACCUGCUGCUGGACAUUGAGGACCGCAUCUAUCAGGGGACUCUGGGAUCUGUCAGGGUAAUGGAGCGGACUGCCUGGAGGACAGCACUAGAGAGUGGCCAAUACGAGCUACUGAGCCCGGAACUGAAGGAGAAUGGAGUGGUGAAAGGGGAGAAUGGAGAGGUGGAGAUGGAGGUGGACUACAGCCAUAUCAAAGCAGGAGUGAAAGACAGGUUACAGGAACUGAAGGGUGAGAGUACAAGUGCAGCAUCCACCAGUUCCAGCACCCCCCAGCCGGUUAAUAACUGUGUGCAUUACCUGGCCCGGGCGCUGGCCCAGAUAGAGCAGGGCAUUGAGAGGAAGUUCCUCAAGGCCCCACUGGGGGAUGAAGACAACAAAAAAGAGCAGAAAAUAAAGAAGAAGGAAAAGAAGAAAGAUGAGGAUCUAUCCGGUGAAAAAGAUGAUGGUAGUGAGAGUGGCCGUGCCUGUAAGACAGUGCAGGAGCGCUGGAGGGAGUCUCUGCUGGGCUGCUCCAGCUUGUCGCAGAUCUUCUUGCACCUCUCCACGCUGGAGCGCAGCGUGGUCUGGGCCAAGUCCAUCCUCAACGCCCGCUGCAAGGUGUGCAGGCGCAAGGGUGAUGCCGAGAACAUGCUGUUGUGCGACGCCUGCCAGCGCGGGCACCACAUCCACUGCGUCAGGCCCAAGUUAAAGACAGUCCCAGCUGAGGAGUGGUUCUGCCCUGAGUGUCGUCCCAAACAACGCUCGCACCGCCUCAGCUCCCGCCAGCGCUCCUCCAUCGACUCUGAGGAGGAGCUUGAGACCGAGGAUGAGGACAAUGAGGAGGAGGAGGACGAGGAGGAGGAUGAGUCAGAAGAGGAAGAGGAGGAGGAAGAAGAAGAGGAAGAGGAAGAGAAGGAAAGUCCUCCUAAGAAAGGCCGCGCUGCAGUGAAGCUGCUUCUUGCAACCAAGGGAGGCCGGUCAGGCAGCAGGUCCACCCCCCGCCAGACAGACUCUGACCGUUCCACCCCCCGAAGCCAGCAGACCACCCCCAAGCAGAGCCUGUCCGCCGGGAGGGGCGGCCCCAAGUCCUCUGGAAAGAAGAGCGGCCCUGCCUCUGCAGGCAGGCCACCGCCCCGUGUGGGUGCCCGAUCUAGCACCCGUCUCAGCCAGGAGGUCAGCAUGACAAGCAGCAGCAGCCCAUCCACCACAGCCUCCUCCCAGGACAGACAGAGCAACUCCCGGAAACGGCCACUCACAGAGGUUUCUCCCAAAGCCAAGGUGGUGCUCAGUGCUUCCAGCAGCUCAUCCAGUCGCCGCAGCUCAGGGAGAAACCAGGGUGUGCACGAGCUCUCUGCCUGUGAGCAACUCACUGUGGAGCUUGUCAGGCAUGAGGACAGCUGGCCCUUCAUGAAGCUGGUGUCCAGGACCCAGGUGCCAGACUAUUAUGACAUCAUUAAAAAGCCCAUCGCUUUGAGUAUAAUCAGGGAAAAAGUCAACAACUGUGAAUACAAAACUGCCUCUGAGUAUAUUGAGGAUGUGGAGCUGAUGUUCACCAACUGCUUGGAAUACAACCCCCGCAGCACCAAUGAAGCCAAAGCUGGGGUUCGGCUCCAAGCUUUCUUCCACACAGAAGCCCAGAAACUGGGCCUUUCUGUACGGGCCAGUGAUCAGAGUGCCCUACCUCACAAGCGCCCCCGAAUGUAACCUGCCCUACACCUCUCCCUUUCUUCUGCUUUUGGUAUGUGUUCAAACUCACAGGACAGGCACAAAAAACCCUACUCUACAAACACAAGGGACGCGUCAAAAAGCAGGGACCCUCUGAAGAAAUGGGACAGGGGGAACAAUCAUGAGUCCAGGAAUAAACCACUUGCUGUGAAAUAAAACUGCACUGUAAAAAAAAACAAAAACAAAAUUAGUCCUUUUCACUCAGAAUCACUCAGGACAGACUCAUGGUAUUUUUAACAGUGCAUUUAUUUUGUAUAUUUGGCUGCAAUUGUUGCCCACAUUUGUUUUUGCUUUGGUUUUUGUAUAAAUUUUAUUCCUUAAUGACUUCUCCAUUAUUCUAAUGAAUUGUGUUGCAGUUUGAAGGAUCUCUAGUAUUUAGAAGGGUUUCAUAGUACUGAACCCAUAGUAAAAAAAAAAAUUAACUCAGUACUUUCAGGUUCCCAUUUUUCAGUGAAAUACACUACAUAGGAACCAAAAGCAGCCAUUUCUCAGUUCAAACCUUUCCAAACUGAGAAGAUAUGUAUUUAGUGUUGAAUAACGUUUUGAGGUUGAAAAAUUGUCCGUAUUUAUAAGAAUGUUAUAGAAUGCGUUUGUCUCCUUUACUAGUUUUUGUAAUUAAUUACAUCAGUUUUAUGUUGAUGCGGAAAGCUGAUUGUGAGCAUCGGGUUUACGACGGUGAAAGCUUUUGUUUUUUGAUGUUUCCAUUACCACUUUCUACCUUCUG
This is a messenger RNA of Megalops cyprinoides (Indo-Pacific tarpon), 5443 nucleotides long. It is a transcript of the gene baz1a, whose product is annotated as bromodomain adjacent to zinc finger domain, 1A. Lineage: Eukaryota; Metazoa; Chordata; Actinopteri; Elopiformes; Megalopidae. The coding region runs from base 130 to 4698 and encodes 1522 amino acids. The record is from RefSeq and is a predicted model, not a curated record. The transcript is spliced from 28 exons. Gene Ontology annotation, molecular function: protein binding. Gene Ontology annotation, biological process: chromatin remodeling.